AUGCAGAAUCCGUCGCUGCGCGCCGUCAUAGUCGGCCUUGUCGCCCUCGCAGGCACCACAUCCGCAUCCGUGUCUCUCGCUAGCUUCAUACCGCGCAUCGACAACCUCCCAGCACAGUGUGCGAGCGUCUACAACUCCAGGAUCGACGGCUGCACGCCCGACGAUUUCAAGCCCACCGCAACCUGCAGCGCUGUCUGCGUGCAAGGACUCGCCAAGAUCACGGAAGCGGUCAUCGCGCGUUGUAAGGAUGUUGAUGUCGGCGAGACGAGCAUUAUUGGCGUCUUCCAGAAUGGGCUUGGGAUUCAGGCCCUGUGUCCGGGUGUGACGGUCACGACUAUUUCUUCGAUUGCGUCAAGUACAAGGGCGGCUGUGCCAACGAGCACACGGGCAGUUGCCUCGACGACUUUGACGACUCCGACCACAUCUACAGCUUCAACAACUUCAACGCCUUCUACUUCACAAACCAAGGACGGCCAGCUGUCGAGCACAUCAUCAGGGGGAUUGCUCAUAGACCCGAGUGCAACCGGGACUUUUACAACAUCCACAGUGAAUGCGCCGCCUACGAGCGCUGGGCAACCCGGGGCUUCGUCGACGGGAAAUAGCAACGCAGUGAAACCAAGCCAGGUGCCGAACAGUCAGCUAUCGAACACAGACUCGGGAGGAGGGUCGCCAUUUGAUGUGGUUGCGACCGGUCUGGCCGGGCGACUGCAAGUCACGGAUGUCUGCACGGCGACUCUUCUUGCGAUAGCAUUGCUCGUUGUCGCAUGCGCCUAA
Cucurbitaria berberidis CBS 394.84 is the source of this 774-nucleotide messenger RNA. RefSeq lists its product as uncharacterized. The transcript has a single exon. NCBI's taxonomy places the organism in Eukaryota, Fungi, Ascomycota, Dothideomycetes, Pleosporales, Cucurbitariaceae. Bases 1 to 774 code for a protein of 257 amino acids. The record is from RefSeq and is a predicted model, not a curated record.